This is a messenger RNA of Ctenopharyngodon idella (grass carp), 2159 nucleotides long. RefSeq names its product Transmembrane protein 263-B-like. Bases 162 to 542 code for a protein of 126 amino acids. The record is from RefSeq and is a predicted model, not a curated record. The transcript has 3 exons. Lineage: Eukaryota; Metazoa; Chordata; Actinopteri; Cypriniformes; Xenocyprididae.
CCGUAAACAUCCCCAACGUCACUUCCGCUUACAUAGAAAAACAUAGCAAACGCUGUAUUUAUUUCGUAUUAAGCGCUAUUUCCAUUAUAUAGUCUUGUGCGUCUCCAUCAAUAUUGAAGUGCAGAGACGCCCUUUCUAAAACUGUAUUAAUAGCCUCAGUUAUGAAGGGCCCGAGUGCAGAGACUGAGGUGAUCGAGGAAGCACCUGCUGACCCUAAUAAUGAAGAACUUCCACCUUACCUGCGUGAAGAACCACCUGAGGACUUGGAGAAAGACCACCCUAAAAAUGAAGCAGGCGUGGUGUGGAGAGUGACAGGCGGGCUGUUCAACUUCACCAAAGGAGCGGUUGGUGCCACCCUCGGGGGAGUGGCCUGGGUAGGCAGCAAGAGCUUCGAGCUGACCAAGACGGCUGUGACGAGCGUUCCUGCAGCUGGAGUGGGAUUGGUCAAAGGCGGUGUCUCCGUGGUAACGGGAGGGGUCGGGGCAGUGGGAUCUGCAGUGGCCGGUAAAGUUACACCAAAGAAAAAAGACAAGUCAGAUUAGACUGGCUGACUCGCUCCCACCCUUUGUUCGAUUCGGUGUGUCUGUGGAUGUCUGGGUGGUGUGUUCUCACUUUCAAGGGGGUUGGAAAGCAGGUGGCAGGUUCAUUUAGCCCAUGGGAAAAUUACUGUUUUGCAUUGAUUCACCAAAUACAAUCCUACCUAAGUUAAUGUAAAGAACUGCAAUACGGUAUAUAAACACACUUCUACCAACAUUAGAAAGCUACUGCGGAGGUACAUGAGAUAAUUGGGAUCUUAUGCCUUUUGUUUGCUUAUAUGUUUGUGUGUAUUUUGACUAUUGGCUGAAAUUUUGGUCUGUAUUAUUAAUGCUGGGAAGACUAGCUUUGGGAUCAAAUGGUAAUAUAACAUUCUUUAACAGCUUAAUGAAACUGGCUCCAUUGCAAAGGAAAUGCUAAUAUGGCAGCAGUUUUACUUUUGGUAAUAUCAGUCCUUGUGUACACAUAAUUAGCCCUAAUGAGGUAUUUCUCUAUAAAACAUCCCUAAAAAAGUUCAAGUACACUUCACAGAAUUAUUCCUUGAGUAUGUGGAUCUUGUUUCAAGCCCAUCUUUGAACAAAAUAAUGUGAGAACUUUGAAAGUAUUAUUUAAUGAAUUGAAUAAAUGUGACACUAAAUGACCCUGAUCAUCUGAUAAUGUGGGGUUUAGACUACAUACUCUCAAACGUUCUUCGGUUUAGUGUCGGAAAUCGUGUAGUUUCUUUGCCGAUUUCACAGUAAUAUAAACAUCUGCUGUUUUCACAGUGAGCUGUUUUAUUAUCAUCACAUUCUCAUUUACGUCAGCCCUGGUAAGUGUAGAAAUCUCUGAACGGCAGUUCGCACAUCAUUGGCGUAGAUUACAUUAAUGGUGAGUCUCCAGUGUAAACACUCCAUUUUGUAAGACAAUGUUUAAGCCGUUGAAAUUUAAUCUGUCUCCAGGAAACCAGAGCCUGGAGUUAAGAAAAGAAAUGAUUCGCAUCUAAAAUGAGGAUGCAGGGAAACAGAAACUACACCACAUUGUCUUCACUCCAUUUAGAAAGGCUUUUUAGCAAGUCCGCUUCGUUUUCUCUUUGCGAAGCGUCACUUGUAGUUCUCACUUGAGAUGAUGUUUUAUUGGCCGUACAUGUGCCUGAAUGUCUUGGGAGUUAUAAAAGCUCACUGUGGAGUGUUUAGUGUUUCAGAACAGUGCAAAAUAACCACAGAUGUAUUUCCUGCGACCCUUUUACAGCUGUUUACAUCAUAGAACCAGCACAAUUGAAAAUGUGCAAAUUGAGUAUUUGUUCAUACGUUUUUGUCUUUUUUUCCCCUCUACUGCUUAAAUGUUUGUCUUUUUUUUAUUUAUGUAAAAACAACAUAUGGCAUAUUAUUAUAUUGUUGCGAUGCAUGCUUGAAGCUCUAGUUCUCUGUACAACAUGCUAUUAAUUGUGAGUAUGUAUUUCAGUUGUUUUUUUUCUCAUGUUUCUUUCUGUUUUUGCUAUGUACACACUUUCUGUUAGGUACCCAUGUCUUGAAGAUGCUGUUACUAUAAACUGGACUUUUAAGACCAAGUAGAUUUUGUCUAUAAUAGAACUAUUUUUGCUAAAUUGAUGCUGUAUUCUACAAAUAAAGCAUUCUGUAUUUUAGAAA